Molecule: messenger RNA, 1758 nt
Organism: Carassius auratus (goldfish)
Lineage: Eukaryota; Metazoa; Chordata; Actinopteri; Cypriniformes; Cyprinidae
Product: vacuolar protein-sorting-associated protein 36-like
Exons: 14
Coding region: 1-1218 (405 amino acids)
Biological process (GO): protein transport to vacuole involved in ubiquitin-dependent protein catabolic process via the multivesicular body sorting pathway
Cellular component (GO): ESCRT II complex; late endosome membrane
Molecular function (GO): phosphatidylinositol-3-phosphate binding; ubiquitin binding
Source: RefSeq, a predicted model, not a curated record
AUGGAAGAGUCUGUUUCUAAAUACGCCUCGAGAGGAGUUGACAUUAAAUCUUUGAAAGCGAAAGUAAACAGCAGUAGCUCCGUUAUUUACUUUUGCUUUAUUAUUUUGUUAAAAAUUGACAGGUUUGUUUGGACAAAUGGGCUUCUUGAGAUGAAUGAAACGGUGGUAAUUCAGCAAAGAGGAGUGAGAGUUUACGAUGGGGAAGACAGUGUAUUUAUUCGUAGAUAUUUAGUGUGGAUUCAACAGAAAUUUCUGAAAUGCUUGUCACAGAUCAUAUUCUUUGAGGAGCAAACAGCUGGCAUCGGAAAAAGUGCCAAGAUUGUCAUUCACCUGCAUCAAGCCCUGGAAAAUAAGGAGCCAGGCCCCUACCAGCACAGCAAGUACUCUUAUAUAGAGCUGUCCUUCAACGAACAUGUGCAGAUUGAGUUUUACAGACGUCUAACUGAAGAGAUGACUCAGAAACGAUGGGAGAAUACACCUGUCUCACAGCCCAUCCCCACAGGACCUAAGGCAGGAAGAACAUGCGCAGUGGGGAUUGUGGGUAUUGAACGGAAGUUGGAAGAGAAAAGAAAAGAGACAGAUAAAAACAUUUCUGAGGCCUUUGAGGAUCUCAGUAAACUGAUGGAAAAGGCCAAAGAGAUGGUGGAGCUCUCCAAAUCCAUUGCCAACAAAAUCAAAGACAAGCAGGGUGACAUUACAGAAGAUGAGACUAUCCGCUUCAAGUCUUAUUUGCUGAGUAUGGGUAUAGCCAACCCAGUGACCCGAGAGACGCACGGCUCAGGCACACAAUACCACAUCCAACUCGCCAAACAGCUGGGAGACAUGCUGCAGGCCCCACUGGAGGAGCGUGGAGGAAUGAUGGCCCUCACUGAAGUGUACUGUUUGGUGAACAGAGCCCGGGGUAUGGAGCUUCUCUCUCCGGAAGACUUAGUCAAUGCCUGCAAGAUGUUUGGAUCGCUGAAGCUUCCUCUACGGUUGCGAGUUUUUGACAGCGGCGUGAUGGUGGUUCAGCUCCAGUCCCACAGUGAAGAGGAAAUGAUUGCCUCAGCUCUAGAUAACGUGUCUGAUAAAGGCUCCCUCACAGCUGAAGAGUUUGCCAAGUUGUUGGGACUGUCAGUUCUCCUUGCUAAAGAAAGGUUGUUACUAGCUGAAAAAAUGGGUCACUUGUGCCGAGAUGAUUCGGUAGAAAGUCUGCGUUUUUAUCCCAACCUGUUCUGAUGCCUGAAGCCGAUAUGUUAUCGAACCCUGCUGGUCCCGGAUCCCUCUCAGAUCUGAUAACUGAUUAGCUCUGGCUCUGGACACAAGUGGGCACCUACUUCUACUGUGUUUGUCAAUAGGGUCUUUCAUGAAUGUUUUUUUUUUUUUUUUAAACCUGUUUAGUGAUUUCCAAAGCCUCUAAUGAAAAGGAGAUGACAGAAAUUAUUAUGAGGAUGCAGAGGACCCAGUCUGUUGUUGAAAUAGGUUACGUUGAUAUUGUGUGUGACUCCAGGACAUAUUCAAUGCUGUCAGAUUGUCCAAAGAAAUAUGUGUGCAUUAUGCAUCAAACCGUGUUGUAAACACAUGGGGAAAAGACAAGGAAAAUAUUUCAUGAAAAUUCUAAAAACAAAAAUGCCAGAAUAACCAGAAAAUUCAAAACAUAAAAAUAAUAAUUCAGUGACAUUUUUGUUGAAACCAAUCUGCUUUUUCCCUCAUGGCAGCAUAAAGUCUAAUAUACUUAUUUUGGAUUGUUGUGUAAAAAUAAUAUAUUUUUAAAUAACA